Molecule: messenger RNA, 822 nt
Organism: Limanda limanda (common dab)
Lineage: Eukaryota; Metazoa; Chordata; Actinopteri; Pleuronectiformes; Pleuronectidae
Product: nicotinamide/nicotinic acid mononucleotide adenylyltransferase 1-like
Exons: 4
Coding region: 1-822 (273 amino acids)
Biological process (GO): NAD+ biosynthetic process
Molecular function (GO): nicotinamide-nucleotide adenylyltransferase activity; nicotinate-nucleotide adenylyltransferase activity
Source: RefSeq, a predicted model, not a curated record
AUGGAGUCUCCCAGUGUAACCUCAGUGGUCCUGCUGGCCUGCGGCUCCUUCAACCCCAUCACCAACAUGCACCUGAGGAUGUUUGAACUGGCUCGAGAUCAUCUGGAAGACACAGGUCAGUACAAGGUCGUGAGCGGCAUCAUCUCUCCUGUGGGCGAUGGCUAUAAGAAGAAGGGUUUGAUCGAGUCCUCCCACCGUCGGGAAAUGGCCAGAUUGGCCACAUUGAACUCUGACUGGAUCACCCUAGAUUCCUGGGAGAGCUUGCAGUCUGAUUGGGUAGAGACGGUCGAGGUGAUUCGGCAUCACCAUGACAAACUGUUUGAGACACAGCAGAAAUGCGAUGAGACGGACACCUUUGAAGCUUCAUCCCCUCAGAACAGGAGCUACGGCCCUCAGGUGAUGUUGCUGUGUGGGGCUGACUUCCUGGAGUCCUUUGGGGUCCCCAAUCUGUGGAAGCAGGAGCACAUUGAGGAGAUCUUGGGUGACUACGGUCUGGUUUGCAUCACUCGCACUGGCUACGACCCGCACAAGUUCAUCCACAAGUCGGACGUGCUGUGGAAGCAUCGCAGAAACAUCCACUUGGUCCACGAGUGGGUGACCAACGACAUCUCCGCCACUCACAUGCGUCGGGCGCUUCGUAGAGGUCAGAGCAGCGGGAACCUGUUGCCAGACGCCGUGGUGAGCUACAUUCAACAGAUCAACCUCUACAGUGCAGAGAGCGAGCAGAAAUACGCAGAUGAUGUUCUUGCACCGCUUAAGAGAAACUCGGGGGAUACACAAGCUGAGGGAUUUACUGCUGCAGCUGCGGGAACAGAAGUGUGA